GCCAACGCAACACAAAUAGCAGCUGUCUCUGAAUAUUCUUGAAAAACCUCCUGUGGCACUGAGAGUCAUUAGUCUCCGCUUUCUCACUCUGUCUAGAUAAUCUCCAUCCAAGACCACCAACAUGUUGGACCCAUCUUCCAGUGAGGAGGAAGCGGAUGAAAUGGUGGAAGAAGAACGCAAAGAGGUGAUGGCACCAAAGACCGGGGGCGCACGGGUGUCACCCAGCCGGACCACCGAGAGUUCUGGUGGGCUCCAGCCCUCGAGCAGGGGAAGCAGCGCUCGCCCGUCCAGCCCCAGCCCCAGCCCCUCGGUGGCCAGCGAUAAGGAGAAAGAUGAUCUGGAAAAGAUGCAGAGGGAGGAGGAAGAGCGAAAGAAGAGGCUCCAGCUCUAUGUCUUUGUAAUGCGCUGCAUUGCCUACCCUUUUAAUGCCAAGCAACCCACCGACAUGGCCAGACGACAGCAGAAGAUCAGUAAGCAGCAGCUACAGACAGUGAAGGAGCGUUUCCAGGCCUUCCUAAGUGGUGACACCCAGAUAGUGGCAGACGAGGCCUUUAUCAAUGCAGUCCAGAGCUACUAUGACAUAUUUUUGAAAAGUGACCGUGUGUGCCGGAUGGUCCAGAGCGGAGGUUGCUCGGCCAGUGACUCGCGGGAGGUCUUCAAGAAGCACAUUGAGAAGCGUGUCCGCAGCCUGCCCGAGAUCGACGGUCUGAGUAAGGAGACGGUGCUCAGCUCUUGGAUGGCCAAGUUUGACACCAUCUACCGUGGAGAGGAGGACCCCAGGAAGCACCAGCAGCGGAUGACUGCCAGCGCAGCCUCAGAGCUCAUCCUCAGUAAGGACCAGCUCUACGAGAUGUUCCAGUCCAUCCUGGGCAUCAAGAAGUUUGAGCACCAGCUCCUCUACAACGCCUGCCAGCUUGAUAACCCAGACGAGCAGGCCGCUCAGAUCAGGAGAGAGCUGGACGGACGACUGCAGAUGGCUGAUCAGAUCGCCAGGGGCGGCAGGUUUCCCAAGUUUGUUUCCAAAGAGAUGGAGGCCAUGUUCAUAGAGGAGCUGAGAUCGUCAGUGAACCUGCUUAUGGCUAACCUGGAGAGCAUGCCGGUGUCCAAGGGAGGAGAGUUCAAACUGCAGAAGCUCAAACGAGGACACAACAGCUCCAUCAUAGACAUGGGCCAGGAGGACGAGAACACACUGUCCAAGUCUGAUGUGGUGCUCUCCUUCACUCUGGAGGUGGUGAUUGUGGAGGUUCAGGGGUUAAAGUCGCUGGCACCCAAUCGAGUCGUCUACUGCACCAUGGAGGUGGAAGGGGGGCAUAAGCUCCAGACUGACCAGGCCGAGGCCUCCAAACCAACCUGGGGGACCCAGGGGGACUUCACCACCACACACCCCCUCCCAGCCGUCAAGGUGAAGCUGUUUACUGAGAGCACAGGAGUACUGGCCCUGGAGGACAAAGAGCUGGGCAGGGUUGUGCUCCAUCCGACCCCCAACAGUCCCAAACAGUCAGAACUACAUAAGAUGUCUGUGUCCAAAGGCUGCCCUGACAGUGACCUGAAGAUCAAACUGGCUAUCCGCAUGGACAAGCCACAAAACAUGAAGCACUGUGGGUACCUAUGGGCUAUUGGUAAAAAUGUGUGGAAGAGAUGGAAGAAGAGAUUCUAUGUCUUGGUGCAGGUGAGCCAGUACACCUUUGCCAUGUGCAGCUACAGAGAGAAGAAGGCAGAGCCUGUGGAGCUGCUCCAACUGGACGGCUACACUGUUGACUACACCGACCCUCAGCCAGGUCUGGAUGGUGGGAGGACCUUCUUCAACGCAGUGAAGGAGGGCGAUACUGUGAUCUUUGCCAGUGAUGAUGAGCAGGACCGCAUCCUGUGGGUCCAGGCCAUGUACCGGGCCACGGGCCAGUCUCACAAGCCCAUCCCCCCCACCCAGGUCCAGAAACUCAACAACAAAGCCGGAUCUGCACCCCAGCUAGACGCACCCAUCUCCCAGUUCUAUGCGGACCGGGCACAGAAACACGGCAUGGAUGAGUUCAUCUCAGCCAACCCCUGUAGUUUCGACCACUCCUCCCUGUUUGAGAUGGUGCAGCGCCUCACCUUGGACCACAGGCUCAAUGACUCCUACUCCUGUUUGGGCUGGUUCAGUCCAGGCCAGGUGUUUGUCAUGGAUGAGUACUGUGCUCGUAAUGGUGUGCGGGGGUGUCACAGACACCUGUGUUACCUGGGUGACCUGCUGGAGCGGGCGGAGAACGGGGCUAUGAUCGACCCCACCCUGCUACACUACAGUUUUGCCUUCUGUGCAUCACACGUCCACGGCAACAGGCCUGACGGGAUAGGGACGGUGACUGUGGAGGAGAAGGAGCGCUUUGAGAAUAUCAAGGAAAGGCUGCGUGUUCUGCUGGAGAACCAGAUCACACACUUCAGGUACUGUUUUCCAUUUGGUCGACCGGAGGGGGCCCUGAAAGCCACUUUGUCCCUGCUUGAGAGGGUGCUGAUGAAGGAUAUAGUGACCCCUGUGCCCCAGGAGGAGGUGAAGACAGUAAUCCGUAAAUGUCUGGAGCAGGCAGCCUUGAUCAACUACCAACGCCUCUCAGAAUAUGCCAAAGUAGAAGGGAAAAAGAGAGAAAUGUAUGAGCAUCCUGUCUUCUGCUUGGCGUCUCAAGUGAUGGAUUUAACCAUUCAGAAUGUAGGGCGCUUAGUCACCCCUGCCAAAAAGCUGGAGGACACCAUACGUCUGGCCGAGCUGGUCAUCGAGGUCCUCCAACAGAACGAGGAGCACCACGCAGAGGGCAAAGAGGCGUUUGCGUGGUGGUCAGACCUGAUGGUGGAGCAUGCAGAGACCUUCCUGUCUCUGUAUGCAGUGGACAUGGAUGCUGCACUGGAGGUUCAGCCCCCUGACAGCUGGGACAGCUUCCCUCUCUUCCAGCUGCUCAAUGACUUCUUGAGGACCGACCAUAACCUGUGCAAUGGGCAGUUCCACAAACACCUGCAGGACCUGUAUGCCCCACUGGUGGUGCGAUAUGUGGACCUCAUGGAGUCAUCCAUCGCCCAGUCCAUCCACAGGGGCUUCGAGAGAGAGUCCUGGGAGCCUGUCAAUAAUGGCUCGGGGACGUCCGAGGACCUGUUCUGGAAGCUGGACGCUCUACAGACCUUCAUCAGAGACCUGCACUGGCCUGAGGAGGAGUUUGGUAAACACCUAGAGAGCAGGCUGAAACUCAUGUCCAGCGACAUGAUCGAGUCCUGCAUCAAACGGACGCGGGUGGCCUUUGAAGCCAAGCUUCAGAAGAGCAGUCGGACCACAGACUUCCGCGUGCCUCAGUCCAUCUGCACAAUGUUCAACGUGAUGGUGGAUGCAAAGGCCCAGUCAGCCAAGCUGUGUGCCAUGGAGCUGGGACAGGAGAGACAGUACCAUUCCCAAAUUGACGCUCUCAUAGAGGAGACUGUGAAGGAGAUGAUCACCUUACUGGUAGCAAAGUUUGUGGUCAUUCUAGAGAGUGUCCUAGCCAAACUGUCCAGAUACGACGAGGGCACACUCUUCUCCUCCUUCCUCUCUUUCACAGUGAAAGCUGCAUCAAAGUAUGUGGAUGUACCUAAGCCUGGGAUGGAUGUUGCCGACGGUUACGUGACCUUUGUGCGCCAUUCUCAGGACAUGCUGCGGGAUAAGGUCAAUGAGGAGGUUUACAUAGAAAGGUUAUUUGAUCAAUGGUACACCAGCACCAUGAACCUCCUGGGUACGUGGCUAACUGACCGAAUGGACCUGCAGCUCCAUGUCUACCAGCUCAAGAUCCUAAUCAGAGUAGCCAAGAAAAAGUACCGUGACUUCCGGCUGCAGGGCGUCCUGGACUCCACGCUGAACAGUAAGAUGUAUGACACGGUGCGGAACAGACUGACCCUGGAGGAGGCCACGGCGUCGGUGAGGGAAGGAGGGAUGACGGGCAUAUCCAUGAAGGACAGUGAUGAAGAUGACGAUGAUGUCUAGAUCAACAUCACGGGAUGGAGGAGCUGUUCGCAUCCGUCUUAACCUGUGAAUCAAUGCAUGUACCUACCAACUGUGUUAUUUUUCUCUGUCAGAUGAAAAUACCCACAAAGGAACGACAAUACAAAUUAAUAACUGAAUACAGAAAUUAUAAUGAUAUUAGUCAUUAUAAUUAUGAAAUAUAUACAUAUAUAUAUUUAAGUGUUUAACUAAAAUGUAGGUGUUUUACGAAAAAAGUUAGCGGAGAUUUCUGGCUCAUUCACCUAAAUUCACUCCUGAAUGUUCCUAAGCAAUAUGGAGAACCAUGUGUAUGCGAUGUUGAGUACAAUGAUUAGGGGUAAUGCUUGGUGUGUCCAUGUUGAAUGCAAACCUGUUAAGGCACUUUGUUAACGUACUGUGAAAACAGUAAUGGUACAUCAUGGUGAGGAGGAGAGUAGGACCUCCUAUUGUUCUCAUUCUUCUCAGAGCGAAUGUCUACUGCCUAAAGGGAACCUAACCACAGUCAGACAGACAACCUGUAUCUAGGUUACAAUACAUUAUACAACGUAUAGUUGAAGUCGGAAGUUUACAUACACCUUAGCCAAAUACAUUUAAACUCAGUUUUUCACAAUU
This is a messenger RNA of Coregonus clupeaformis (lake whitefish), 4582 nucleotides long. Its product is annotated as calcium-dependent secretion activator 1. The transcript is spliced from 29 exons. Gene Ontology annotation, cellular component: glutamatergic synapse. Bases 122 to 3973 code for a protein of 1283 amino acids. The record is from RefSeq and is a predicted model, not a curated record. Lineage: Eukaryota; Metazoa; Chordata; Actinopteri; Salmoniformes; Salmonidae. Gene Ontology annotation, biological process: synaptic vesicle exocytosis; positive regulation of exocytosis; dense core granule exocytosis.